CCAGCCGCGCAGCCAAACAUGUGCAGCGUUUCGGCGCGUCUGUCGCCGUGUGAGGCGGCUGAAUAACGCAAACGGGGAUCGCUAAAGUGUGUCGGGAGAUCAGUAGUCCUGUGCACCGGUGUGACUGCCUGUCGGAGCUCCGAGCAGAGGCGGGAAUGGAGCGCAGCGAGGCGGACGAGAAUGAGAGCAGCUCGCCCCAACAAAACACGAUGUGGAAACAGAUUCAAGCCAAAGCGAAGCCGCUGCUCAGCCCCAAGCUGGGCGCCAGAGACCCGGAGGACAAGAAGGAGCGGGGCAUGUGGAUGUUUAGAAAGAUGAAGCGGAAGGAAAAUGUCGCCCUGGACCGGGUGAUCUCCUCCUCGCAGCCCGACCUGCUCUUCUCAUCUCCCGUUGAUGUGGAGACGAAGGAGGCACAGCUCUGCGGCAAAGCGGCCGGGAGCGGCUCCGGUCUCGGUCGGGAGAAGCUGCAGUUUUCGAUCAAGCACAAAUCCAGCAGCCCUAGCAAACCCACGGUGUCUCAGCUGGUGCAGUCCCACCACAAGAGCUCCUCUCUGGGGUCUGCGUGCCUGGAGAGGCUGGAGAGGCUGGCCGAGCCUCCGGGCAGCUGCAGCGGGGGCGACGCAGCAACAGCGGCGGCGGCGGCGGCGGCGGAGGAGACACCGCCGGAGAGCAAGGAUGAUCAGCAGGGAGUCGGCGCUUCAUGCGCUUCAGGGGUCUCUCCUGAGCGAGCCCGGUCAGGGAUGUACAAGCUGGAGAUUGAGCUGAAACGAGGACACAACCUGGCUGUCCGGGACAGAGCAGGAACUAGUGAUCCAUAUGUCAAGUUCAAGCUUGCUGGCAAAGAGGUGUUCAGGAGCAAAAUCAUUCACAAAAACCUCAACCCGGUGUGGGACGAGAAGACGACCUUAAUCAUGGACAGCCUGAGCGAACCUCUGUAUGUCAAGGUGUUUGACUAUGACUUUGGCCUUCAAGAUGACUUCAUGGGUUCUGCUUUUCUGUACCUGGAGUCUCUGGAGCAGCAGAGGACGAUACCUGUGACUUUAGUGCUGAAAGACCCUCAAUAUCCUGAUCACGACCUGGGUACUCUGGAGCUGGCGGUCAACCUGACACCUAAAGACAGUCCCAUCGAGGAACGGCGAGACUCGACGAUGGAGCUUAAGAAGUAUCGACUGAAGCCUUAUGUGCAUAAAACCAUGCUGCUGAGGAGGUCCUGGAAACGAUCCACUAAGCAGCAGUCUGUACGUCUGUCAGAGCUGCAUCGGAAAGCCCAGCUGUGGCGAGGGAUUGUCAGCAUCGCGCUAAUUGAAGGUCGAAACCUCAGCCCCAUGGAUCCCAACGGUCUGAGUGACCCGUAUGUCAAGUUCAGACUCGGGCCCCAGAAAUACAAGAGCAAGACAGUGCCAAAGACCCUGAGCCCACAGUGGAGGGAGCAGUUUGACCUGCACCUGUAUGAAGAGACAGGAGGCGUGCUGGAGAUCACGGUGUGGGACAGAGACACCGGAAGAAGGGACGAUUUCAUUGGGCGCUGCCAGUUGGACCUUUCCACUCUCGCUAAGGAGCAGACUCAUCACCUGGAGCUGCCACUGGAGGAGUCGCGGGGCUUCGUGGUGCUGCUGGUCACGCUAACCGCUUCGGCCGCGGUCUCUAUCGCCGACCUGUCUGUCACACCGCUGGAUGACCCACAGGAGCGUAGAGAGAUACUCAAACGAUAUGGUGUGAUGAAGUCCUUCUCUAACUUAAAAGAUGUGGGCAUCGUGCAGGUGAAGGUGAUGAGAGCAGAAGGUCUCAUGGCUGCAGAUGUAACCGGUAAAAGCGACCCUUUCUGUGUGUUGGAGCUGAACAAUGACAGGCUGCAGACACACACUGUUUACAAGAACCUCAAUCCAGAGUGGAACAAAGUCUUCACCUUUAAUGUGAAAGACAUCCACUCCGUGCUGGAGGUGACAGUAUUUGAUGAAGACAGAGACAGGAGCGCAGACUUCCUGGGAAAAGUGGCUAUUCCGUUAUUGAAUGUCCGUAAUGGUGAGCAGAAGGCGUACCUGUUGAAAAAUAAGGAGCUGACAGCACCGACCAAAGGAUACAUCUACAUAGAGAUUGAUGUCAUCUACAACGCUGUUAAAGCUGCUUUGAGGACUGUGGUUCCUGCUGAACAGAAAUACAUUGAAGAAGAACCAAAAGUGUCCAAGCAGCUGCUCCAGCAGAACUUUAACCGAGUGAAGCGUUGCAUUAUGGUGCUGCUUAGCUGGGGAACUUUCAUCAACAGCUGCUUUGAAUGGGAAUCUGCACAGAGAAGCCUCACCUCCUUCGUGCUGUUUGUGGUGGUGGUGUGGAAUUUUGAGCUCUACAUGCUGCCGCUGGCCUUGCUGCUCCUGCUCGUGUGGAACUACUUCUUCUGCUCCAGCAGGGAUACAGCUGAUAUGUCCAUGGAUGCCAUGUUUGAAUGGGAAGAUGAUGAAGAGGAUAAAGAGGAAAAGGACUCAGAGCCCAAGGGCUUCAUGGAUAAACUGUACGCCAUCCAGGACGUGUUUAUCAGUGUUCAGAACGCUCUGGAUGAGGUGGCGUCAUUUGGAGAGAGAGUGAAGAACACUUUUAACUGGACAGUGCCUUUUCUAAGCUGGUUGGCGAUCACCGCCUUAUGUUUGGCCACAUUUCUUCUCUACCUCAUACCUCUACGAUACCUCGUGCUUGCAUGGGGUGUGAAUAAGUUCACUAAGAAACUUCGCGAUCCGUACAUGAUUGACAACAACGAACUUCUUGACUUCCUCUCCAGAGUGCCCUCUGAUGUUCAAGUGAUGCAGUAUCGGGAGCUGAAGGCUGAUCCCGGACAAAGCCCCAGCAAACGCCGGAGGACAAACCUGAGCUAGCUGUAAACACUUUAGCUGUACACAAUGUAAACUAUCUUAUUUAUAUAUUUCUUGUAUAUUUUAAUUAUUAUAAAAAAUUGUAACGGUUGAGUUUUUUUUGUUACUCGGGAAGGGCACAGACUUAUUUUCUAAAUCUUGUAAAGGACAAAAGAAAUCAUGUUUUUAAUCUUUCCUUUCUCAUAGCAACACUGCACACGAGCUAAAUCAGCUGUGGUCGUAAUGAUGAUCGUCAUGAAUGUACACGUGUAGCGUGUUCCAAAGAGUCUGCAUGUAAUGGCAUCAUUACAUCUCCAGCUUUUUUAUUUCUCUGAACAUUUUUGUGCGAUUUCAAACCCCUGCAAAAGAAAGAGCUGCAUGCUGUUAUUCUUUUUACAUGCCCGCACACAGUAAAGAAUAUCUCCUUGAACAUUGUAAUACUAACAUCUCACCUCAGUGUUUACUUUGAACCUUUGCUUUUUGUUCCAGCUUGGUUUCACUUUCUCCGUUUCUUUCUGUUUUCUGCCUUUUUUGGACCAAAUGUUGUGUAAUCAGAGUUUUUAUGAAUGUCAUCGUCUGUUCUUUUUAAUCGUGUUUUUGGGAUGUGAUCCUAUGCAUGUCUGUGUAAGCUGAUGUUUGUGUGUGUUUUGCAUGACUGAACAGAAACUAUAUGCAAGUAAAUUCAUGGGUGCUGAAUGUGAAGUUCAUCUAGUGCGUCUGCAGGCUGCUGAUAUACUGUUUACUCUCACCGCCAGAUCAUCAUGUCUGUCGCUUUGCACAUUAUCUCUCUCUGUUUCCUGUUGCACUAUCUGUAUCUGCUGCUGUGGAGUAAUUACUGUGGUUGGAAUGAAGCCAAAAGCAGGACAGACUGUAACGACUGUGUAGCAUUUAUCUGACAAAAUAUAUUUCUACACAGACCCACAUGGCUUUCUGUGUCUGAUAUAAAGUUUAAAAAGUGAGCAUGAGCAGUUAGAAAGAUUCCCUAUAUUUCCAAAUGUGGUGAGGAGUGUUUGUAUGGACGAAUUUAUGAAUAGUCUUA
This is a messenger RNA of Archocentrus centrarchus (flier cichlid), 3879 nucleotides long. RefSeq names its product multiple C2 domains, transmembrane 1b (gene mctp1b). Bases 156 to 2864 code for a protein of 902 amino acids. Lineage: Eukaryota; Metazoa; Chordata; Actinopteri; Cichliformes; Cichlidae. The transcript is spliced from 22 exons. Gene Ontology annotation, molecular function: calcium ion binding. The record is from RefSeq and is a predicted model, not a curated record. Gene Ontology annotation, biological process: regulation of neurotransmitter secretion. Gene Ontology annotation, cellular component: synaptic vesicle membrane.